AUGAGGAGCUUCAAUUUGCCAUCUUCUAGAAGAGCAGUAGACUUGUUGACCACGCGAUUUCGUCCGGCGUCUGUCAAUUUGUCUAGUGUCAAUCUGGCAAGGUUGCUAUCAACUCGAACUCGCCAACAGCAAUGGAACGGGUACGAAGGCAACAGCUCCAAUUCCUCGAGGAGAGGUCUUCUCAUCAAUUUAUGUGUGUUUUCCGGAGCGAUUUCCGCUUAUAAUCACAAGGACUUCAUUCUCAAUGAUGUUUAUCCAGUGAAUAAUACCAUACACGGACUUAAACCUAUCCAGGCUGCCGACACCUGGGAGAAUGGACUUUAUCAAGCAUCUCAGAAAGAGGAGAAAGAUCUUUUCUAUGAAUUUAGACAGAAACGGCUCUCGGAGAGUUCGUUUUUCUUGAGGAUUUUCUACCACAUCAAAUUUGCACUAACAGAUUACGUGGUGGAUCCAUGCAUUACCAUUGCUAGAUUUUUGGAGUUGACAGCCAUUUUCGUUCCAGUACUUUUAUCGGCACCAAUCUGUUGGAUCGGAAGUAAAGAUCGCAGAACCGGCGAAGAUGUUCGCAGUGGAGCAAAGCUUUGGUUUAGAUACUUGCGAUGGAGUGCUGAGCAUGCUGGUGCAUCAUUCAUAAAAUUGGGCCAGUGGGCAGCCUCCAGAACUGACAUUUUUUCCAAGGAAAUGUGUGAGGAAUUAUCCCAUUUGCAUUCCAAUGCAAAAGCACACUCGUUUAAGAAAACGAAGCGUAUCCUCAGCGAUAGUUUCGGCAUGCCAUUUGACGAAAUUUUCGCCGAGUUUCAGGAGAAACCCCUUGGAGUGGGUGCUAUUGCACAGGUGUAUUUGGCAAAACUUUCAGACAAAGCGAUUGAGAAGGUCAGGACUGAAGGAGAUCAAAAAGUUCAGCUCACAUUGGACCCUCAAAACAAGGAACAGACUCAGUUUUGGGAAAAUGUGGUUGUUACACAACAAGAACGUGCUAUUGACUCGAAACAAGCGGUUGCAAUCAAAGUGUUGCAUCCAAAUGUAGAGGUGAAAAUCAAUAGAGAUCUUCGUAUCAUGAGCUUUUUUGCAAAUGUCAUCAAUGUGAUUCCGACUAUGGAGUGGCUCUCGCUUCCAGAUGAGGUCGAGCAAUUCUCUAUAUUGAUGCGUUUACAGCUUGAUCUUCGAAUCGAAGCUCUCAAUUUAGAGAAGUUUCGCCACAACUUCAGAAACAGGCUUGAUAUUCAUUUCCCAAAGCCUUAUUUGAAUUUCAGUACUAGAGAUGUGUUGGUGGAAGACUACGUUCAAGCGAUUCCAAUGUCCAAGAUGUUGUCCUUGAAAGACAAUUUCGGAAAAAAUCUCUCUAAGGAAAUCAGUGAUAAAGGUCUUGAUUCCUUCUUGCAGAUGUUAAUUAUAGACAAUUUUGUUCACGCAGAUCUUCAUCCUGGAAAUAUGCUUGUGAGGUUUUACAAGAAUGAGCAUUUCAAACACAAAAAGGAGUACAAGAUUGUCAAGUCUAGUAACGAACAUGAAACAAACAGAAUCACCGAGGAGCUUUUGGCAUUGGGAGAUGACGAUAAGGCGUGGUGUAAGAGAUUAGAAGAGUUAUAUGAGAGUGGAUACCAUGCAGAGAUUUGCUUCUUGGAUGUUGGGCUAAUUACUGAGCUUAACCAGAUGGAUAGAGUCAACUUCAUUGAUUUGUUCAAAGCUUUGUCCGAGUUUGAUGGUUACAGGGCUGGAGAGUUAAUGGUAGAGAGAUCAAGAACUCCUGAAACGGUGAUCAACAAGGAAAUCUUUGCUCUCAAGGUGGAAAAGUUGGUGGACAGAAUGAAACAGAGAACCUUUACCCUUGGUAACAUCAGCAUCGGAGAUUUGUUGGACCAGGUUUUGGGAAUGGUCCGGUCUCAUCAUGUGCGGAUGGAGGGAGAUUUCAUCACAGUGAUUGUUGCUAUUUUGUUGUUGGAAGGAAUAGGAAGACAGUUGGACCCACAGUUGGACUUGUUUGCAAGCUCUUUGCCUGUUUUGAGAAAAUUGGGAGCUCUGAAAGAAGGCAGAGACAUUUUAAGUGAUGAAGAUUCUCUUAAUAUGAUCAAGGUUUGGGUCGCACUUGAGGCCAGACAAUUGAUCCACGCUUCGAUUCAAGAUAUUCACGCAUUAGUGAAGGCAGAUAUGUUGAGUCCCAACGUCUGA
Sungouiella intermedia is the source of this 2169-nucleotide messenger RNA. NCBI's taxonomy places the organism in Eukaryota, Fungi, Ascomycota, Pichiomycetes, Serinales, Metschnikowiaceae. The record is from the annotation of a GenBank genome assembly.